This is a messenger RNA of Lactuca saligna, 327 nucleotides long. Lineage: Eukaryota; Viridiplantae; Streptophyta; Magnoliopsida; Asterales; Asteraceae. The record is from the annotation of a GenBank genome assembly.
AUGGACACCGUCAACACCCUCAUCGACAUUCAAACCGGAACCAUGGUCAGACUCAUCCUGACUCCACCUUGGCUUCCACCACCGAAUCAGCAACCACGGUCGUCGCCACCGACACCCCCGCCGUCACCAAUCCAAUUGAAGAAACCACUGUCGUUGCCCCCAUCACCAAAUGAACCGCUCCCACAAUCGCCAUUGACAGAUAACUAUAGACAUCUCCUACAUCUCAAGCACUUUUUCCGGCUGUUCGACCAGCGAUUCUCCAUCCUUUUUACUCUCAACAUGUACUUGUUGGACCUCGAGGACGAGGUCAAUUUCAAGGGCGGAUGA